Molecule: messenger RNA, 1404 nt
Organism: Epinephelus fuscoguttatus (brown-marbled grouper)
Lineage: Eukaryota; Metazoa; Chordata; Actinopteri; Perciformes; Serranidae
Gene: qng1
Product: linkage group 6 C9orf64 homolog
Exons: 7
Coding region: 116-1135 (339 amino acids)
Source: RefSeq, a predicted model, not a curated record
GAUGUGCUCACAACGGAGGCUCUGAUUGGUCAGCAGUGGGAAACCAGGUAGUGGCAACACGAAGCAACGCGCGUGCAGUGUACUUCCCUGCAUUCAUCGCAUUACAGUGACCAUCAUGGAGCCACCUUUGUGUCCUCGUGAGUCUGGGCAGUUCAUUGCAGAGCGCAGUAAGGAUGUGUUUGUGGAGGAAGAAGGAGUGCAGAAGGUGGCGGAAAUGCUCUACAACCUCCGACACAGUGAUGAUCUGACAGCAAGUGGCUGGAAGAAGGCAAAUCCAUUGGCUCCAGAGCCCACCUCUGACCAGGCCUUGAACUGGGUGUUCGUGGUCGACACCAUGAACUUCUCCUUUUGGCCCGAGAAAGAAACUCAACAGUGUGAGGUGACCUAUAAAGGGACCACGUACACAGGCUACAUGACCCUGUGUGCUGCCAUCACCAGGGCCAUGGAGGAAGGAAUACCUAUCACUGAUCCCAAGUACUUCUCUCAGAUGAGUGUGGAGGAGUUGGGACACGUCCUUCGAUCAGACAAUGAAACACCCAUGCCCAUGCUGAAGGAGCGGCACCAGGCGCUGACUGAAGGUGGCCGCGUGCUGCAGGAACACGGCGGAAGCUUCCGGAGUUUUAUCAGCCAAGCCGGGAGCGAUGCCCGGAAGAUGGUGGAACGUAUCGUGGAGAAGAUCCCUUCCUACAGGGACGAAGCUACAUAUGAGGGUAAGAGAGUCUCCUUCUACAAGCGAGCCCAGAUCCUGGUGGCAGAUUUCUGGGGCGUCAUGGAGGCCAGAGGAGAGGGAGACAUCAUUGGCAUGGACUGGCUCACCAUGUUUGCGGACUACAGGGUCCCUCAGGGUCUCGUGUACCUCGGAGCGCUACGAUACUCUGAAGCACUAAUGCAGGCGCUGAGAAAUGGCGAGCUGCUGAGUUCAGGGGACAGGAGGGAGGUCGAGAUCCGAGGUUGUUCGAUUUGGUCUGUGGAGCUGAUCAAAGACCGUCUGUGCAAGCUGGUGCAGGAGAGAGACGGACAGACCUGCAAUGUCAACUCAGCGAUCAUCGACUUCUACCUUUGGCCUUACGCCAAGCAGCACCAUAAAGAGAUGGCCCACAUUCCUAUACACCACACACGCUGUAUUUACUACUAAUGGGUUGCCUGGCAGCAGCACAUACAGUAGGCUGCACGUCUCAGUGUGCAGCUUUGGCAUCAGUGCCUCUCCCUGGGAAAAAGCCAAUCACGUCUCUGUGCCAGAUAUAUGUACAAAUGAGUUUCUCUCUGGCUGUAAUGGAAAGAGGUGUCAAGUUUUAAUGUAGCUUGUUGGUCUAUGUGGAAAGACGCAUGGUUGUCCAUUUGCAGUCAAUUAAAAUGUUUACUCCUGUUGAUAUGGAGCAUUUUCUAAUAAAGCUCUCACUGCAA